Molecule: messenger RNA, 1434 nt
Organism: Chenopodium quinoa (quinoa)
Lineage: Eukaryota; Viridiplantae; Streptophyta; Magnoliopsida; Caryophyllales; Amaranthaceae
Exons: 5
Coding region: 1-1434 (477 amino acids)
Molecular function (GO): catalytic activity
Source: RefSeq, a predicted model, not a curated record
AUGAUUUACUCUGUUUGGAAUGUCAGGGGCCUGAAUGACCCUGGAAAAGUUGCCUCUGUAAGAAGGCUGCUUCACUCUCAUUCAGUUGAUAUUGUUGGAUUGCUUGAAACAAAAAUUAAGUUGAAAAAUGUUCUCACUUAUCAAAAGAAGUUUGGCUCUUCUUGGCUUUGGUUGUGUAAUUAUGAACAUUCUCCCAAAGGGAGGAUUUGGCUUGGUUGGAAUGUGGAUAGAGUAACUGUUAAUGUCUUGAAGAUUCAUGAACAGCUUUCUUUGUGGGAGGGGCUCAGAAGCAUCUCUAUCCAGCAUUCUUCAUGGCUUUGUGUUGGUGACUAUAACUUUGUUCUUCAUGCUUCUGAUAGGCUUCAUGGUGCUGAUGUUACUGAUUAUGAGACUAGAGACUUUCAACAUUUGGUUGAUGAUUUGGACCUCACUGAGCUCAAAAGCAGAGGGUCCUUCUACUCUUGGUCUAAUAAGGCUCAUACUGGCCCUAGAACGCUCUCUAGACUUGAUAGAGCCUUUGGUAGACCUUUCCUGUUUCUAAACUAUAAUGCUGAUCACCCUGAUUUUCUUGAUACUGUCUCGCAAGCUUGGGGCUCUGGUAGUUCUGUUUGGCAGAUUCUCAAUUCUGUGAAGUCUAGUAUCAAAUCUCUUACUAGCAAGCAGUUUGGUAACAUUGAGGAAAAGAUUGACCAGGCUAAUGAUGAGCUUUCUAGAAUUCAAACCUUAAUGGCUCAGAACCCUGAUGAUUUGGAUUUAUAUGCUAAAGAAUCUGAUGCUAUUACGGUGUUGCUUAAGGAUCCAGAUGCUAUCUCUCAUGAAAUUAUCUCUUUCUAUAAGUCUCUUUUAAGGACUCAAGCUCCUUGGCUCCCUGCUGUUGACCUUGUUACUAUGCGGAGGGGUAAGCAGCUUAGCUCUGUUGCUCAGAGCUACCUCAUUAGGCCUAUUUCUCAUGCUGAAAUUGAUGUUGGCCUUAAGGGAAUUGAUAACACUAGAGCACCUGGUAUUGAUGGCUUUAACUCCUUUUUCUUUAAGAGAGUUUGGCAUAUUGUGAAAAAUGAUAUUUAUGCAAGUGUUAUUGAUUUCUUAAAUAAUGGGAUUUUGCCUAGGCUUGCUGCUGUCAUUGGUGAGGUGAUUGAUGAUGCUCAGGCUGGGUUCAUUCAUGGCAAGCACAUUGGUGACAAUAUUCUUCUUGCAACUGAAUUGAUCAAAGGCUAUGAUCACAAAUUUAUCUCUCCCAGGUGUAUGGUUAAGGUGGAUUUGAAGAAAGCCUAUGAUUCGGUUGAGUGGGGUUUCUUGAUCACUGUCAUGCAAGAGCUUGGUUUCCCUCAGAGAUUUGUUGAUUGGAUCAAGAAUUGUCUUACUUCUGUCUCUUACUCUAUUCUUAUUAAUGGUUUUCCUGCCCCCCCCCCCCCUUUGAAGCUAAGACAGGGUUAA